Coregonus sp. 'balchen' is the source of this 11558-nucleotide messenger RNA. NCBI's taxonomy places the organism in Eukaryota, Metazoa, Chordata, Actinopteri, Salmoniformes, Salmonidae. The record is from the annotation of a GenBank genome assembly.
AUGGCUAACAUUCCAUGGAGGAAUAACAAUUUUACCGUGUCAAAUAAAGACCCACCUUUCUCGGAUCAAGGGGAGACCAUUAUAGGAGUAUACCUGUUGGUGCUAGGUGGGUAUACAUUUAGAGAACUUGCUUAUAGAGUUUUUGGAAUGUAAUUUCGUUUUUAAAAUGCAUCUUUGCUUUUAUGAUGCAAAGACAUGAUUUAGUUUUGCUUUCAUGGCAAAACAUCUGGAAAUAUGUCAUUAAUGGCUUGUUUACCACUACAUAAUUUCUCUAUUAUUUCCGAAACGUUAAGGUAAGAUGAAUGACAGUACUUUUUUUAUGAAUUUACAAAAUAUGUGAUUCAGAGUAGCCUACAUUUAUCUUGUUAUUUUUUUACUCUACCAUGUGUUGAUAUCGCAGUACACAACAAUUGGGUGAAGAGUUCGAUUGCACUGCAGAAUACAAAUUACCAAUGCCAGAAACCUUUGUUAUUGCAGUUGUUAUACUACUGUCAGUGUAGUGUAUGGGCAACAGUUAGUGGAUUUGGUGCUAUAAGUAGCUUAGGACAAAUCUUCUCCAGGGAGAGAGGUGAAUCCUGCAGCCAUUCAGAUCCUGUCUAAGACAUGGAAAUCGUCAAUCAAGAAAGGAUGGCAGUCAGCCAGACUUUCUUUAAGAGAGGGCAGAAAGACAUGUAAUUCCCUGUUAUUUGGUGCAAAUAUAUUUAAAUUGAUCCUGACUUUUGAAAUCAAUAGGGUUACUGUAAUUUUAGUUAGAGGAUAGGUAGGCUACUCAGUGCACCUACUAUUAGCUCUAAAGGAAGUUUCAUGAAGGAAGAUUUAUGCUCAUUUCAGCAUUUGAAUAUUUAGUGUUUGAAGAGAAGGUCAGUAGGUUAAAAUCACAGAUGAGGCACUUUGUCACCUCAAUGCUUCAUGCUGCUUUAUGAGCUGCAUUUUGUAUGGUGUGACUACAAUUCCAUUACUUUUCACAAAACUGAAGAGGCCUUUGAUCAUAGGUAGUGUGGGACACACUGGUAAUAGAUGGGGUGAGUUUCCCUCUAUGUAGUGCUUUUAGUGUCUGGAAAAGAGCUAUAUAAAGCCAAUCAGUUAGUAUGUCAAUGGGUUUUUUCCUCGUCAGGUUGGCUGUCGUGGUUCGGCAACAGUAUCGUGAUCUUUGUCCUGUACAAGCAGCGUGCGUCACUGCAGCCCACGGACUAUCUGACCUUUAACCUGGCCAUCUCCGACGCCAGUAUUUCCGUCUUUGGCUACUCCCGAGGGAUCCUGGAGAUCUUCAAUGUGUUCCGGGACAACGGAUACCUGGUUACCUCCAUCUGGACAUGCCAGGUAGGCAAUGAGGGGAUCUGGUUGGAGGGGGAAAAGUUGUUUUGUGAGAUGCUUCAAAUUUAUAUUGUAUGUGAAUGGUACUGUGUUGCAUGUGUAGCAUGUGCCAUCCUACUGCAGGAUCCGAUACUAUACUCACUUACAGCAAUACUCACAAGACACAGACAUUACCGCUAUCCCAUAAAACAUGGCAUUAUUGGACAGGACUUUAGUAGUUCAGGUCUCCUGGAAGGUGACGUCACUGUGAGAUGCUAACUUCGCCAUCCUCUACACAAAUGUCAAACACACAACCAGGACAACUUACCUUUAUGAUUGCAGAUUUGCAAAAACAUUGCUCUAUGGCUUUGUUCCUAUUGGAGUUCUUUAUCAUUUCCAGCUAAUUGCCUAGUUAAGAAUAUCAAUGGUCCACUCAGAAUGGAAGACUAAGUAAAUAUAACACAAUGGGCAAAGCAUAGAAAUGUGUUGCAACAGAUCAUUAUAUUCACUACACUACAAUGCUUCUUUGGGGGGAUGAUCCUUUCUAUUAUUAGCUUGGUGACGAAUAGAAUAUUAACAAUGGGUGCUCCGGACAGUUGAUCAUUAAUUCAAUAAAAAGUAGCGUGUUGGCACAUUCAUCACAUUGAGUGAUGACGAUGAGUCACCUGGAAGAAGCGAGAUGGUGGUUUUACAAGGUGUCACAAAGGCAUUAGAUUACUAACUACAGCACAGGAGAAAAGGUCUAUAGGCUUCACCUGAAGUAAUAUAAUGUUAAUAAUAUAAUAUAAUAUAAUAUGCCAUUUAGCAGACGCUUUUAUCCAAAGCGACUUACAGUCAUGCGUGCAUACAUUUUUUUUUUUGUGUAUGUUAACACUAUCUUAGGGGGGAAUAAGAAUGCUUUAGCCACAUCAACAGCCAAACAUAGAUGGAUGGUUAAGGUCUGGUACAUGCUUAUUGCAUUUGAUAAAGAGGAAGCGUGAUUUGCACAAGGGUCAAUAUCAUUAAGGUGUCCUGUAAUGUCUGGUUCCUUGUGUACGCGUGAUUAACGGGCAAUAUCCAUUACCUUGUUUUAUUGGGGUCUAUUCUUGAAAAUAUAAAUUUUAGUUCAAGCCUAUCAAUCAAUUUACCAGAUGGGUUUUUGUUUUGGUGCACAGUGUGAGAAAAUGGCACCUUAAAAAAAAACUGAAUGCAAUGUCUGUGAAAUUACAAUGUUAUCCCUGUUUUAUUUGUAUCAAACUUGUUAACACAACAACAGUAUGUGUGUUUUAAUGUUAAUUACAGUUAUUUCCCCAAGCAGGUGUUGCUGCUUGUUUGGUAAAAAUCGUAGUUAAAUAAUGUCCAACUAACGCUGAACAAAAAUAUUUUCAUUAACUAUUGGCCAAUGCUAAAAACAACAGGAAAACAACUAAAUUAAAAGUACUGUAUGAAAACAAACUAAAAGUAGAGACAGAAAUUAUUUUUAAAAGACUGAGAUAAAAAAAAUACAUUAAGUAACAGGGCAGAUGAGGAAAACAUAAAUAUGAGGAAGAGAGAAAGGAGAGUUUCUUCUGAGAAAGAAAAGGUUAGCAGACAUUGAAAGCUGGAUUCUAGAAUGUCUGGGUCAGAGUGAGGUGAGAGAGUGGUCAUUUACAUUUACAUCAUUUAGCAGACGCUCUUAUUCAGAGCGACUUACAAAUUGGUGCCAGUGGGACAACCACUUUUUUUAUUUUAUUAUUAUUAUUUUUUAUGGGGGGGAGGGGAUGAGAUUGCGGACCAUAGGAUAAACGUUUUUAGACAUUUCUAACAUAUACUGCCCUAAUUUUUGUAAGAAAAGUGAAGAUAAUAUGAAAGAUUAAUCUCUCGUGAAAUUGUAUGACUUGACUUAAACCAUAUUUUUUUGUAAGACAAAAUAUUUGAUAAAAUAUGUGAAAAGUCCGGACUGGGUUUAAUGGGUACUGAAUGUACCCUUUAAGCCCAUGGGUAUUCCAAAUAAGCCCACCUCUUAAAUAAUCCAUUUGAAUUAUUUCCUAAUGCUGAAAACGUACAAACUGACAUAUCUUAUGUUAACUUAAAUUAUAAUAAUCUCCCCUAAAGUUAUUAAAAUCAACUGAUCAUUACUAUUCAUCAUGGAAGUAUCACUCAUAAAAGGGGGUGUCCAAUCGUAUCCGCAGAGAACAAUGUGGGCCCAGGCUUUUGUUCAUGCCAACCAGUACACACCUGAUUCGACUAAUCAACUAAUCAUAGACUUCAACCAAGACUUGAUAAAUUGAAUCAGUGUUACUGUUUGGUUAGAACAAAAACAUGCACCCUCACCGGCCCUCUGUGGAUAAGACGCCAUGCACAAAGACCAUAACACAAACAACUUUUAAUGAAUUAUCUAAAAGCUGGUUCACAUUUGCUGUACUCUUAUUCUUGUUCAUUAGUUCAACUUGUCUUCCUAAAGCCUGUCUGAAGACAGUUUAAAAUCUCCCUCUCUACUGUUAAGGUACAUGUGCUGAACGAAACAACAAAAACACCUGGAUGAACGAGGGACAACAAUAUGACAAUGCCCCUGGCUCUAACUGCAUAAGUAGUCAUCCAAUAAUCAUCGUCUUGUCCCUCAUUUGUUUCCAUUUUUGUCCACUACUUUUAGGUCCUCCAUCCCUGAUAUCCUUCAACCCUGAUCUUAUUCUACUCUCUCUGCAUCAAUGACUACCUGUUCACUCCAAACGUCUUGGAGAGAGUAGAGAGGCUUUUAAUUGUUCUUAAUAGUUUUUAAAUCUUGGUAAACGCAUCAUUGAUAGAUGCAUAAUAUGCAUAAAUGUAGUUUGAGCAUUUUAAUUAAAAUAAAUCUGAAGAAAAAUAAUUUAUGCUCAGGUUCAUUGAAUAUUAGGGAUAUCAACACACAAUCUCCAUGUGUUUCAAUGCAAACCGGGCUACUGGGCUUAAUUGGAACAACAGUGAUUUAUGGUAAAAAAGACAGAAUAGCAAAGUUCAGUCAUAAACUAUUUGGAAACCAAUGGUUUUCGGGUAUAAAUUAACACUAUAGACUACAAUAUUAUGUGACGUUAGUUUUGAUCAUAUUGAACAAUAUUAUUUAAUUUUCAUUUACAUUAUGUAUAGAGCGAGUGCUUUUUGUGCUACUGUACCCUUUAAACCCACCUGAGAUAAAUGUCAAAUUUACAAAAAAGCCAACCAUGUAUAAAAAUGCAAGGUUCAUUUAACAGUAAAAUAAGACAAAAUUAAUUUAAAAAAUGUGAGCUGUGAGUGCUUAAGAUCUGUUAUAUUGUUGUGGUUCACCAAGUUAUGUUGCUACUGUAUUGACUGACAUUUGGUACGACUGCUAGCAUGAAAAACCCAUCUUUUCAAAUGGCAAGAAAUAGUAAUUAAUACCUACAGUGGGGAGAACAAGUAUUUGAUACACUGCCGAUUUUGCAGGUUUUCCUACUUACAAAGCAUGUAGAGGUCUGUAAUUUUUAUCAUAGGUACACUUCAACUGUGAGAGACGGAAUCUAAAACAAAAAUCAAGAAAAUCACAUUGUAUGAUUUUUAUGUAAUUAAUUUGCAUUUUAUUGCAUGACGUAAGUAUUUGAUCACCUACCAACCAGUAAGAAUUCCGGCUCUCACAGACCUGUUAGUUUUUCUUUAAGAAGCCCUCAUGUUCUCCACUCAUUACCUGUAUUAACUGCACCUGUUUGAACUCGUUACCUGUAUAAAAGACACCUGUCCACACACUCAAUCAAACAGACUCCAACCUCUCCACAAUGGCCAAGACCAGAGAGCUGUGUAAGGACAUCAGGGAUAAAAUUGUAGAUCUGCACAAGGCUGGGAUGGGCUACAGGACAAUAGGCAAGCAGCUUGGUGAGAAGGCAACAACUGUUGGCGCAAUUAUUAGAAAAUGGAAGACGUUCAAGAUGACGGUCAGUCACCCUCGGUCUGGGGCUCCAUGCAAGAUCUCACCUCGUGGGGCAUCAAUGAUCAUGAGGAAGGUGAGGGAUCAGCCCAGAACUACACGGCAGGACCUGGUCAAUGACCUGAAGAGAGCUGGGACCACAGUCUCAAAGAAAACCAUUAGUAACACACUACGCCGUCAUGGAUUAAAAUCCUGCAGUGCACGCAAGGUCCCCCUGCUCAAGCCAGCACAUGUCCAGGCCCGUCUGAAGUUUGCCAAUGACCAUCUGGAUGAUCCAGAGGAGGAAUGGGAGAAGGUCAUGUGGUCUGAUGAGACAAAAAUAGAGCUUUUUGGUCUAAACUACUCGCCGUGUUUGGAGGAAGAAGAAGCAUGAGUACAACCCCAAGAACACCAUCCCAACCGUGAAGCAUGGAGGUGGAAACAUCAUUCUUUGGGGAUGCUUUUCUGCAAAGGGGACAGGACGACUGCACCGUAUUGAGGGGAGGAUGGAUGGGGCCAUGUAUCACGAGUUCUUGGCCAACAAACUCCUUCCCUCAGUAAGAGCAUUGAAGAUAGGUCGUGGCUGGGUCUUCCAGCAUGACAACGACCCGAAACACACAGCCAGGGCAACUAAGGAGUGGCUCCGUAAGAAGCAUCUCAAGGUCCUGGAGUGGCCUAGCCAGUCUCCAGACCUGAACCCAAUGGAAACUAUUUGGAGGGAGCUGAAAGUCCGUAUUGCCCAGCGACAGCCCCGAAACCUGAAGGAUCUGGAGAAGGUCUGUAUGGAGGAGUGGGCCAAAAUCCCUGCUGCAGUGUGUGCAAACCUGGUCAAGACCUACAGGAAACGUAUGAUCUCUGUAAUUGCAAACAAAGGUUUCUGUACCAAAUAUUAAGUUCUGCUUUUCCGAUGUAUCAAAUACUUGUCAUGCAAUAAAAUGCAAAUUAAUUACUUAAAAAUCAUACAAUGUGAUUUUCUGGAUUUUUGUUUUAGAUUCCGUCUCUCACAAUUGAAGUGUACCUAUGAUAAAAAUUACAGACCUCUACAUGCUUUGUAAGUAGGAAAACCUGCAAAAUCGGCAGUGUAUCAAAUACUUGUUCUCCCCACUGUAUGUAGUAUGCUAUCAUGUGCAUAUAUCAACACAUUAAUCUCUUAAUUUUACAUUAAGUGUGAUCACUUAUCUGAGAAGGUACAGAAAAUAUCUAAAAAAUGUGUUUAUCUGAGAGUCACCUCCACACCAAAGUUUUUUUGCAGCUUUGAAAUGGACCGCUAGUAGGAACUUACACAUAACUGUCAAUAACUUAAUAAUACAACAUCUGAUUGUUAUUUCCAUAACCGUUUUUAUUCUAAGACAAUCAGAUGAAUUGGUUGAAACAUUAAACAGCAGGAAAUGUUUUUUUAUAUUUUUUUUUAUCCAAAGAUGGAAGUGGGCUUCAUGGGAACGUGGGCUUAAUAGGUACGCUUACCCUAACAAGCAGCAAGUAAAAUGCAUGAUGGGACAUGAACUCUGACAUGUAACUACUUUCCAACCAGACCUGGGUUCAAAUACAUGUGUAUUUGUGUAUCUGGUAUUUAAAAUACUUUUUUCUUCUGUGUACUUGAGUUUAAAAAAAAUACACAGCCCAAAACAAGUACUUUUAUUAACCAAAUUGUAUUUGAGAGUAUUUUCAAAUACUUUCCAAGUGUAUUUCCAAAUACAUAAAAAUAUUAAACUACUUAAACUACCUUUCAAAUAAAAUAUAUCUGAAUACUUACUUCGAAUAUAUGUAAAGGAAUUGAGAUAUUUGAAAAAGCAUUUGAACCCAGGUCUGUUUCCGAUUACGGAGAAACCCCAUUUGCAGAAAAUGAUAUGUUGCUCGAAGCAUCCCACCAGGUGUUUUUCAAAUUAUGGUCCAAGGUUUUUCCUCCAAUAGACUUUUGCAUUGUCCUUCAAAUUGCAGUGGUGGAAAAAGUACUCAAUUGUCAUAGUUGAGUAAAAGUAAAGAUACCUUAACAGAAAAUGACUCAAGUAAAAGUGAAAGUUACCCAGUAAAAUACUACUUGAGUAAAAGUACAAAGUAAAUGCUAUACAUCAAAUUCCUUAUAUUAAGCAAACCAGAUGGCACAAAUGUUGUAUUAUUUUAAAUUACGGACAGACAGGGGCACACUCCAACACUCGACAUAAUUUACAAACACAGUACUUGUGUUUCGUGUGUCCGCCAGAUCAGAGGCAGUAGGGAUGACAAAGCGUUAUAUUGAUAGGUGCCAUUAUUCUGUCGUGCUUGAGCAUUCUAAAUGUAACAAGUACUUUUAGGUGUCAGGGAAAAUGUAUGGAGUAAAAAGUACAUUAUUUUCUUUAGGAAUGUAGUGGAGUAAAAGUAAAAGUUGUCAAAAAUAUUAAUAGUAAAGUAAAGUACAGAUACCCCAAAAAACGACCUAAGUAGUUACUUAAAAGUAUGUUUACUUAAGUACUUUACACCACUGCCAAAGUGUAUCUGACCGUGAGGCAAAAGUGAAUGGGGCUUGGAUGUAAAUAUAUUAGAUUAGAUUAAGUAAUCCAAUCAGUCAAAGUACAUUGGGUCCUGUCUCCACUAGGAAGAGAAGUUAAUUCGGUAGAAGCUGUCAAUCUUGAUCAGACAUACUCACCACUGCUGACCAUAGCUGUAAUGGACUGAUCUUUAACUCCAUUCAAUGUACAGUUGAAGUCGGAAGUUUACAUACACCUUAGCCAAAUACAUUUAAACUCAGUUUUUCACAAUUCCUGACAUUUUAUCCUAGUAAAAAUUCCCUGUCUUAGGACAGUUAGGAUCAACGCUUUAAUUUAAGAAUGUGAAAUGUCAGAAUAAUAGUAGAGAGAAUUAUUUAUUUCAGCUUUUAUUUCUUUCAUCACAUUCCCAGUGGGUCAGAAGUUUACAUACACUCAAUUAGUAUUUGGUAGCAUUGCCUUUAAAUUGUUUAACUUGGGUCAAACGUUUCGGGUAGCCUUCCACAAGCUUCCCACAAUAAAUUGAGUGAAUUUUGGCCCAUUCCUCCUGACAGAGCUGGUGUAACUGAGUCAGGUUUGUAAGUCUCCUUGCUCGCACACGCUUUUUCAGUUCUGCCCACAAAUGUUAUAUAGGAUUGAGGUCAGGGCUUUGUGAUGGCCACUCCAAUACCUUGACUUUGUUGUCCUUAAGCCAUUUUGCCACAACUUUGGAAGUAUGCUUGGGGUCAUUGUCCAUUUCGAAGACCCAUUUGCGACCAAGCUUUAACUUCCUGACUGAUGUCUUGAGAUGUUGCUUCAAUAUAUCCACAUAAUUUUCCUUCCUCAUGAUGCCAUCUAUUUUGUGAAGUGCACCAGUCCCUCCUGCAGCAAAGCACCCCCACAACAUGAUGCUGCCACCCCCUUGCUUCACGGUUGGGAUGGUGUUCUUCGGCUUGCAAGCAACCCCCUUUUUCCUCCAAACAUAACGAUGGUCAUUAUGGCCAAACAGUUCUAUUUUUGUUUCAUCAGACCAGAGGACAUUUCUCCAAAAAAUACGAUCUCUGUCCCCAUGUGCAGUUGCAAACCAUAGUCUGGCUUUUUUAUGGCGGUUUUGGAGCAGUGGCUUCUUCCUUGCUGAGCGGCCUUUCAGGUUAUGUCGCUAUAGGACUUGUUUUACUGUGGAUAUAGAUACUUUUGUACCUGUUUCCUCCAGCAUCUUCACAUGGUCCUUUGCUGUUGUUCUGGGAUUGAUUUGCGCUUUUCGCACCAAAGUACGUUCAUCUCUAGGAGACAGAACGCGUCUCCUUCCUGAGCGGUAUGACAGCUGCGUGGUCCCAUGGUGUUUAUACUUGCGUACUAUUGUUUGUACAGAUGAAUGUGGUACCUUCAUGCGUUUGGACAUUUCUCCCAAGGAUGAACCAGUCUUGUGGAGGUCUACAAUUUUUUUUCUGAGGUCUUGGCUGAUUUCUUUUGAUUUUCCCAUGAUGUAAAGCAAAGAGGCACUGAGUUUGAAGGUAUGCCUUGAAAUACAUCCACAGGUACACCUCCAAUUGACUUAAAUUAUGUCAAUUAGCCUAUCAGAAGCUUCUAAAGCCAUGACAUUGUUUUCUGGAAUUUUCCAAUCUGUUUAAAGACACAGUCAACUUAGUGUAUGUAAACUUCUGACCCACUGGAAUUGUGAUACAGUGAAUUAUAAGUGAAAUAAUCUGUCUGUAAACAAUUGUUGGAAAAAUUACUUGUGUCAUGCACAAAGUAGAUGUCCUAACCGACUUGCCAAAACUAUAGUUUGUUAACAAGAAAUUUGUGGAGUGGUUGAAAAACGAGUUUUAAUGACUCCAACCUAAGUGUAUGUAAACUUCCGACUUCAACUGUAGCUAGAUCAGCUCUUCUGUGUUCUGGCUACAUAAGUGUCCAUCCUGGUGAACUGAAAACUGAAUAACCAGUAGAAGGAGUUGGCAAAAGUAGAGAGGAGCCCUAUUCACACAAAAUCAGUAAUUGGUUAAUGACGGAUUUGUUAAGUACAUGAGAAUCCAAACAAGUAUUCAACAGCAGGAUAAUUGUUUUCAACUUGAUCUUCUGAGUGAUUGGGGUCCUUCAACUUCUGCAAGAACAGUGGAUGUCUGUUUUUUCUACUGUAUUUGUUUUGAGAUUCUCUUCCCUGCACCUUCCCCCUAUAAGCAUCACUAACGGUAUUGUUGGUCUUUCCCAGGUGGACGGCUUCUUCACCUUGGUCUUUGGCCUCAGCAGCAUCAAUACUUUGACUGUCAUCAGUGUCACAAGAUACAUCAAGGGAUGCCAUCCGAGUAAAGGUAAGGCACUGUGACGCAACCUUUAUCCUUUCAUCUUCAUCUCAAUGAUUCCAAUAAAGUUGGAAGAAAAAUGCCCCUGUAGGCUAGAUGUUCUGGUCAGAGACACAAUGUUCUUGUGCGAGCCUUUUUUUAACUUUCAACUCUUUUCCUUUACCUAGCUCACUGCAUAACCAACACAACCGUAGGAAUGUGCCUAAUAUUCAUCUGGUUGGGGGCUGUGUUCUGGUCGGGUGCGCCCCUUCUGGGCUGGGGGAGUUACACAGGUGAGAUAAACAUGGCUAGUAAUCAUGUGACAUACUAUUUUAUACAGGGGCACUUACUUCUGUUAGGAUCUUGUAACAUUCUGGUUGGGCAACAUUUUCAAGAUUUGUAGGUGCACAAUGACGACAAAAAAAAUAAUAGAGCUAAAGCAAGUUGUUAUCUAAAACAUUUGCAGAAGACAAUCUUUAAACGAGAACUGACCAUAUUUUGACAUAUGUGGACCUUUUUUUCACACUUACCCUGACCUUUUUAAGGGCCAAAAUAGAGGAAAUUCUUCUUAAAUUUUAAACAAUCUUCACCUGAACAAAUACAAAAACAAAAUCAAACAUACGCAAAAAAAAUGUUUUAUCUUCAUGUGUUUGUAUCUCAAUCUCCGCCUCCUUUUAGAUCGUGGAUACGGAACGUGUGAAAUCGACUGGGCCAAAGCCAACUACUCCACCGUCUACAAGUCCUACAUCAUCUCCAUCCUCAUCUUCUGCUUCUUCGUCCCCGUGCUGGUCAUGCUGUUCACCUACGUGUCCAUCAUCAACACAGUGAAGCGAGGCAACGCCAUGGCCGCUGAGGGAGACCUGACCGACAGGCAGAGGAAGAUUGAAAGGGACGUCACCAUUGUGAGUAGGAUUCAAAUCAAAUCAACGUUUAUUGGUCACGUACACAGAUUUGCAGGGGUUACUAGCUCCAAGAGUGCAGUAGAAUGUCUCGCAAAUACAAUACAAAAAUCUAAACAAGAACUCAAGACAUGACAGAGUGAGUUCAAUAAACAAUCCAGAGUAGAUAUAUUAGAGUGAGCAUGUGUCAUAAUCCAGAAAAUAACAGCUGUACAAACAAUACUACAUAUAGACCAAGCGUUAAAAAAUGGGUUAUGAUUUAACGGUCAUCCUAACUUUCGUUUUCUCCCAGGUAUCCAUUGUCAUCUGCACAGCCUUCAUCCUGGCGUGGUCGCCGUACGCCGUGGUCUCCAUGUGGUCGGCCUGUGGCUUCCACGUACCCAGCCUCACCAGCAUCUUCACCCGCCUCUUUGCCAAGUCGGCCAGCUUCUACAACCCACUCAUCUACUUCGGCCUCAGCUCCAAGUUCCGCAAGGACGUUGCCAUCUUGCUGCCCUGCACCGGCGAUGGCAAGGACACGGUCAAGCUGAAGCGUUUUAAACCGAAAGGUGAGGCACACCAGGGCUCCGGAAGAGGCAAUGGACUCAAAGCACCUCCUCAUAACCAGAAGAUGAAGGAGAUGAAGUAUGCCCCUGGAAAUCCUUAUCCGCUCACGGCGCUUAAGGCGGCCCCAAGCCCAGAUUCGGGAGUGGGGAGCCCCCCCUGUACUCCUCCUCCUCCCGCCAACAAGGAGGUGUUCUUUAUCGACGUGCCCCAUCUGUCUGAUGGGCCAGAGUGGGAAUGCGACAGACUCUAA